AUGGAACGGGCGCCGAUCGGAACACCUCUUCCACUCCGGCCUGCAUUCGAUAUACGCUUGCAGCCGGACGGCUAUCACAUCCACGGUGAAGUGCCCGGGGUCACCCCGCAACAGUUACGACUGACGUUCAUCGACCGUCGGACCCUCAUGAUCUAUGGCGAUUUUCACCGCGAAUAUGACAACCCCCCUGAGGAUUUCAGACCUGACUGUGAAGGCCCUGGGUGUGAAACUGGGGACACGGCAAAAUGGCUUCUCGCAGAGCGCGAAACUGGCUAUUUCUCCCGCAUGUUCGUCCUUCAGAAACCUAUCCGAAAGGAAGGGACGCAAGCAGCCCUUCAAAACGGCAUCCUUAGCGUUUUUCUUCCCCUGGACCCAGGCCCUGGAAAUAUUAACUCGCUCUAG
Aspergillus heteromorphus CBS 117.55 is the source of this 402-nucleotide messenger RNA. Its product is annotated as Hsp20/alpha crystallin family protein. The record is from RefSeq and is a predicted model, not a curated record. Bases 1 to 402 code for a protein of 133 amino acids. The transcript is spliced from 2 exons. Lineage: Eukaryota; Fungi; Ascomycota; Eurotiomycetes; Eurotiales; Aspergillaceae.